Messenger RNA from Lobosporangium transversale, 899 nucleotides. RefSeq lists its product as hypothetical. Bases 155 to 829 code for a protein of 224 amino acids. Gene Ontology annotation, cellular component: cytosolic small ribosomal subunit. Gene Ontology annotation, biological process: positive regulation of translational fidelity; translation. Gene Ontology annotation, molecular function: rRNA binding; structural constituent of ribosome. The transcript is spliced from 2 exons. Lineage: Eukaryota; Fungi; Mortierellomycota; Mortierellomycetes; Mortierellales; Mortierellaceae. The record is from RefSeq and is a predicted model, not a curated record.
CAGUUUUUAGCCAGUAAGUUAUUUAUCACGGGACAAAUUCAUCACCAAUCAUGGAUCAUCCACGAGGGAACCUUCUUCAUUCAACAUUGUUCUACCAUUGCUGUUGACAUUCAUGGAAUGCUUUGUUCUCAGAGCUGUAGUUCUGUAAUUGGACAUGCCGGAUGAUUUCAACAAAAACAGGGAGAACUCUCUGUUGGGAGAAGGGACCGUUGUGCAUUAUACACUUGUCGAAUUUUAUACGUGCCGCAUGCCUUCUGGAGCUCCCAAGAACUGCUCAAAGACCUAUAAGGUCCCCCGUCGUCCCUUCGAGGCCGCUCGUCUCGACCAGGAGUUGAAGCUUGUCGGAGAAUACGGUCUCCGCAACAAGCGUGAGAUCUGGCGCAUCGGUUACACUUUGUCCAACAUUCGUCGUGCUGCUCGUGAGCUGUUGACUUUGGAGGACAAGGACCCCCGUCGUCUCUUCGAGGGUAACGCCUUGAUUCGUCGUUUGGUCCGCAUUGGUGUAUUGGACGAGGACAAGAUGAAGUUGGAUUACGUCUUGGCCUUGAAGAUUGAGGACUUCUUGGAGCGUCGCCUCCAGACCCAGGUCUUCAAGCUCGGUCUUGCCAAGUCCAUCCACCACGCCCGUGUCUUGAUCCGUCAGCGCCACAUCCGCGUCGGCAAGCAGGUCGUCGAUAUCCCCUCCUUCGUCGUCCGUCUUGACUCUCAGAAGCACAUCGACUUCUCUUUGACCUCUCCCUAUGGUGGUGGACGUGCUGGCCGUGUCAAGAGAAAGCGUGCUGCUGCUGCCGCCAACAAGGGUGAAGAUGCUGAGGAGGAUGAGGAGUAAAUAUAAUUCUCUUGAUCAUUUUCAUAAAGCUGCUCACUUUCCCAUAAAUAAGCAAAAUAAUGUUUCGAUG